ACCACCGCGCUCGUGGACCCCGCCGCCGUGUUGGCGACAGCAAGUGGCGUGCCGUCUAGUCGCGUUUUUUUCGUGGGUGACUGCGGACCAUGUCGAACUCCGGGCCAUGCACCACAAGCGCUGAGCAAGAGCUCGGUGUCAUCGGUCAAACUAUGACACGCCGCAAGUACGACCUGGACAGGCCUUCGGAAACCUUUCAGCUUGACACCUUCGUCGGAAGCCCGGAAAUUAUGGCUUACCGAAAACAGCUGCAAAGGGCGCGUUCCUGCAGCCUGCGUGCCAAUGGCGGAGCUGAAAAAGCAGCGACGGUGAUCACUUGUCUCGAGCGCUGUUCGUCCGAACCCUGUUCAUCGAUCCCCAACGCUCGACAGCAGCGUCAGCGAAGGAGAGUACAGAGCCGCUCAUUCUCUAUGGACCUGAGCCGAAGACAGAACGAGGAAAUGUUGUGGAGCAACUUGGCUUCCCUGUUGAGUUACAUCUACGCCACCCUGAUCGUGGUCCUCGGAGGAGUGAUGACUGUUGUCCAGCCAUCGGUCACCAUUGGCCGACACACGAUUGAGCUCGAUGAUGCAUUCGCGUGCGUGGUGUGUGUGCUCGGCCUGUCUUGGCUGGUGUUUCUGCACGCGGACCUUGCGUGGCACGAUGCACGCCGCUUUCGCCGCUCUACCAUGCCCUGCGGUCGAGGCAGCGUCUGUAGCGGCAGCGGCAGCACCGACGCAGAGUCCGUGGCCACCGCCGACGCGAUCGACUGGAAAGGCUGCCACAUGGGCCAGCCACGUGGAUACACGUACCUUACGGGAAGGCACAGCGGUAGCUUCUUUCUCAAGGCCGGCAUGACGGUAUUCUGUUGCGGCCACCUGAUACACGAAGGCCUUCUUCUGGGCCAGGAGAUCAUUGCUUGGAUGCAUGCCGGCGAAGUGUGCACCGACGUCGCCCUGCUUCUGGUGCACUCGUUGAGGCCGCUCUUCUCCUUCUACCAGCUCUACUUCCUCUUCAAGUAUUCGAAUAUCGUGAUCAACCGACGGGUCACGCUGGCCAAGUUCGGAAUCAUGCACUGUUUUGCCACCACACUGACCUUCUGGUUCCGCACCGUCGUCAACGAUGCCUACGGAGACGUUGUCAAGGCUUUCAAGGGCAAAAGUUCCAACCUUAUGGCCCUGAAAAUGAAUGGCAGCUUCGCAGGUGCAUUUGCCUAUAUUCAUGUUGUAGAAAAGUACUGGCAGAUGAGGCCUACCUUCCGCGAGCCUUUUUUCGACAUCGUCAAAUGCUCACUCGCAGGGUACAAGUUGCACUACUCCGAGAGAACGCCCGAAUUCGAGAGCAACUGGAGUUGCGCCGUGGCCGACCUGUUCUCGCCGGCGUACAUCCGUCCAAUGCCGUACCUGUACCCGUUUGCCAUCGAGUUCAACCUGGUGCUGGCCGGAGUGUGGUUCAUCGUCCUGCAGAACGUGGGCACGUCAGCGCACCGGUUCUGCCACCACGACUCCACCGCCGAGACCUGCAGGGCGGUCACCCAGGAGGCUGCCCAGAACAACCUCAUCAUCAGAGCCGACUGCCACUCGGCCAACCGUGGUCUGUUUGCCGGCUUCGUCGUACUCCUGGGCUCGGUCGUGGUCAUGAUCAUCUUCUAUGUUGCACUGCUCGAAGACAGAUACAAUGAAACUGGAGUGGCCGUCUACCUUGGUCAAGAGGCUGUGCUCUUGGCGCUGGCGUUCGCGGCCUGCCUGCUCGCCUACGGACGCAUAGCCACCCUGGAUGUGAACGGCCACCCUAUAACGAUGCUCGACGACUUCCUGCUGUGCAUUCCCAUACCGUUCUACUUUGCCCAUGCGACUCUGGUGGCCAUCGCCGAGCUUGAAGUAGGCGGCAGCUACGUGCGCCUGGCACUGCAGUUAUUCUCGGUGAUUCAAGUGGUGACGCAGACGCCGCUCAUCAUCGACGCCUUAAGGCGGUGCAGCAACAGCCCCACUCUGCGGUACAAGAAGCCCGGUCGGGAGAUUGUGUCCUUCUUGAUCGUGGUGAACAUCACCAUGUGGAUUGUGUAUACCUUCGAAAGCAAGGCCGUCGGCAAGCUGUUCACGGGCACUCGUUACUUCGGCCUGCAGUCCUGGGUGUUCGUCGAACACACCACAGUGCCUCUCAUGCUCUUCUACCGGUUCCAUUCAUCCGUGUGCCUCGCCGACGUAUGGAAAUCGGCGUACGAAGUAGAGUGAACGCUCCAGUGCCG
This is a messenger RNA of Rhipicephalus microplus (southern cattle tick), 2227 nucleotides long. RefSeq names its product proton channel OtopLc. Gene Ontology annotation, cellular component: membrane. Gene Ontology annotation, biological process: proton transmembrane transport. NCBI's taxonomy places the organism in Eukaryota, Metazoa, Arthropoda, Arachnida, Ixodida, Ixodidae. The record is from RefSeq and is a predicted model, not a curated record. Gene Ontology annotation, molecular function: proton channel activity.